UUACAUUCAUUCCUUUAUGUUUGAUGAUGGUUCAUACUCUAUUCUUCACUUGUGUUGGUUUGAAUCCCAUGCCUUUGAUUUAUGCCCUUGAAGUGUUUGAGAAAAUGCCUCAACCAAAUAAUAGAAUCAUGAAAUUAACAAAACCAACUCGGAUAUGUCUUUGACUUUGCUUAGAAAAUGGCUGAAAAAGAAAGCUAGGGAAAAGUCUCUGUUUGGAUUCAUUUAUAAUGACAAAAAUAAAAAUAAAAAAUCUUUUGUUUAGCUGAAAAACUUUGAAAUCGCCUCUUUGUGGAAAUUUUAUGCAUUUUGUGUAUUUGAUGAUGCUUAGAAAGUGACUAAAAAACAAAGCUGCCGGAAAAGUCUAUGUCUGAUUCAUUUAUCUUGUGAAGAAAGUUUAUUUUUCUCUAGCUGACAAGAGCUGGUCAUUAUCCCGUUAUCUGUUGGCGAAAUUUCCUGUACAUAUAGUGACAUAGUAUUAUUUGUUUUUUUUUCUUUGGUUGAUGGAUACGGUAUUAUUUGUUUGAUUCUAUGCAAAUAGUCAACUCUCCUAUACAAUUUGUCAAGCAAGUCCUCUUUCAUGCUGUUCUCUCUUUGGUGAUCUGUUCAUUUCACAUUCCUUCUCUUCCACUUGGUUUCUGCUUUGCUUCUUGUCCUUCUGACCUGAUCUUGAGAAUUGUUUGUUUUAUUUGUGGUGUUUUCAAUGGCCUCGAGUACCAAACAAGCAUCUGCAGCUCAGCCAGCUCUUGCCUCAGUUGAACUAACUUCUCAGUGGAAGCAUGAUGUGUUUUUGAGCUUCAGGGGUGACGACACUCGGAAGGGUAUUGUAUCUUAUUUAUACCAUGAAUUGCAAAGGAGAGGGAUUAAGACUUUCAAGGAUGAGCCGGGACUUCAAAUAGGGACAGAUAUUUCUCCAAGCCUCUUAAAGGCAAUUGAAGAAUCGAGGUCUGCAAUUGUUGUUCUAUCACCGGAUUAUGCUACUUCUACAUGGUGUUUGGAUGAGCUUGAAAAAAUUAUUCAAUGCUCGGAAGCGAAGAACACAAGAGUUCUGCCAAUUUUUUAUAAUGUGGAUCCCUCUGAUGUGCGAAAUCAAAGGGGGAGCUUUGCAGAAGCCUUUACUAAGCAUGAAGAAAAGGUUAUGGAGUGUGGUGACAACACAGAGAAGCUGAAGCAAUGGAGAGCCGCUUUGACAAAAGUAGCUAAUGUCUCUGGGUUUGAUUCGAACAAAUAUGGGUCUGACAGAGAACUUGUCCAAUGCAUUGUGGAACUUGUGUGCAGUAAUCUGCGACCUAUUUCUAGAAUGUCUAGUGGCUACUUUGAAGCAUUUGAAGCAACAAGACGAGCCAUUGAUGAGCUCAUGGAGGCAUUAAAAAAUGACGAGGUUACUUCCAUUGGGGUCUAUGGAAUGGGAGGAGUUGGGAAGACGUCCAUGGUGAAACAUGUUGGUGCAAUAGCCCAAGAAAAUGAUAUUUUUCAUCAUGUGAUUAUGAUUGUUAUAUCUCAAAUCCCUGACAUGAGAAAGAUUCAAGGCACGUUGGCAGAUUUGUUGGGCCUGAAGUUGGAAGAGGAGACAGAAAUGGGAAGAGCUGCAAGAUUGAUGGAAAAAAUAAUGAAAGUAAACAAGAUUCUCAUAAUUUUGGAUGACAUUUGGGAUACAAUAGACAUGUCAAGCAUAGGAAUUCCCAGCUAUGACGAGCUAAAGAGAUGCAAUUCCAAAGUCCUACUGACCACUAGGAGAGUGAAUGUUUGUCAUACCAUGGAGAGCCAAGCUAACAUUCAUCUCAGUUGCUUAUCAGAAGAAGAUUCUUGGAAGUUGUUUGUGCACAAAGCAAGAAAGUCAUUUGAUAAAUCCACCAACUUCUAUGAUAUAGCAAGAAAAGUAGCUAGAAAAUGUGCUGGUCUCCCAGUUGCAUUAAUUGCAGUUGCAAGGGCACUUGGAGACAAAGAUUUUCGAGACUGGAAAGAAGCAGCUCGACAACUUGAAGUGUCUGAAUGUGCCAAUCUUGAUCAGAAAGAUGUGUUCAGUUGUAUUAAGUUAAGCUAUGAUUACUUGGACGGUAAUGAUGCAAAGUCUUGCCUUUUGCUUUGCUGCCUAUUCCCUGAAGGCCAUGAGAUCCAAAUUGAAGAUUUGAUGAAGUAUGGUUUUGGAGUGGGAUUGUUUAGAGAUGUCAACAGCACAAUAGAAGAUGCCAGAGUCAGAGCAAAUUCAAGUACAAAUUAUCUUAAAGCUUCUGGUUUGCUUUUGGAUGGUACAAGGGAUGGAUGCAUAAGGGUGCAUAAUGUCAUUAGAAAUAUGACUCUAUCAAUUGCCAUGUCUGUAGAUGGCCAUGCCUCCUUGGUGAAAACUCAUUGUCACUUGAAAGAAUGGCCGGUGGAUACACAUGAUGACUACUCAGCAAUCUCACUAAUCGGGAGCAACAUUUGCAAGCUUCCCAAGAAGUUGGUAUGUUCCAAACUUCAGAUUUUAUUGCUACAAAGAAAUAGUGAUAUAAGAAAGAUCCCAAAAACUUUCUUUCAGAGUCCUAAUGAUAUAAGGGUCUUAGAUCUUAGCGAAACUACCAUUUCAUCACUCCCCCUAUCAUUCAGCCUCCUAACCAGACUCCAAAGUUUGCAUUUAGAUUAUUGCAAGCACAUUACUGACAUAUCUGUACUUGGAAAACUGAAAAAGCUCGAGACUUUUAGUAUGAGAGGCUGUUAUAUUAAGAAAUUUCCCAAAGAGAUGGGAAAUUUGUCCAAUCUAAGAAUGUUGGACUUGACUAAAACAAAUGUUCAAAUAGUUCCAGCUCAAGUGAUAUCAAGGUUGCAUAGACUAGAAGAACUCUACAUGAAAUGCAGUUUUGGCAACUGGGGUAGUAAAUUUGAGGAAGGCUUGCCACUGUUUAGGGGUAAAAAGGCCGACUUUGAUGAGUUAACUAGCUCUUCACGUCUAAACAUUUUGGAGGUUCCCAUAAGUAGUGUAGAAUGUUUGCCUCAAGAUGUUAAGUUCCAUCCAAAUUGGGUCAGUUUUGAUAUAUGCAUCGGCAUCGGAAGGUCCAUCGGAAGCUCAUCAGAUGCUGUUCGAUAUUCAAGAUCAUUGACCCUUAACACAACCAUGAACUCCUUACCAGAUUGGUUUAUCAAUGUGGUGGCAGAAAAAGCAGAGGACCUAUAUUACAGCCAUUUCCACGGCUUAAUUAACCUUCUUGAGGAACACGACCGUGGGAGACUUCAUGGACUCAAGUAUCUCUCUCUUGAUUCCUUAGGUGCAAAAGUGUUGUUGAACACAAUAUCAAAUCCUAGGGUGUCAAAUGAACCUGUGUUUGAGAACUUGGAAGGAAUGUAUGUCUCUUCCCUGCAUUUCUUGGAGGAGUUAUGUGUUGGGGAAUUACCAGCUGGGUCUCUACGUAAUAUUAAGGCAGUGAAUGUCCAAUCUUGCUCCCAGUUGGUGAAGCCACUUUUACAGUCAAACUUGUUGCAUAUGCUACAGAAUUUGAAGAAACUAGUAUGUCAUAAGAUGCAUGCAAUGGAAUAUGUGUUUGGAUUCAAAGGGCAGGAACCACAACACUUUCUCUUAACAAAGUUGAGAGUGAUUUCAUUGAGGCAUGUGGCUAACAUGAAAAACAUAUGGAACGGUCCUGCUCCACCUGGAAUUUUCCAGAGUCUCAAAAGAUUUUUCUUGAACGAUUGCUUGACUCUGAAGUAUCUCUUUACAUCUGAUGUAGCUCGAUGUCUUUUUCAAUUGGAAGACCUUUGGGUAGAGAGUUGCCAUAGAUUGGACAGAAUAGUUACGGCAAGCGAGGAAACAGAUAGCAACAAGAUUGUGCUUCCACAGUUGAAGAACUUGAUCUUGUUAUGUCUCCCAGAGCUCACAAGGUUGUCCAGUGCUGCUAGUGACAAUACUGUUAUCAAAAUCGAGUGCCCUUGCUUGGAACACUUGUAUGUUUCUGUGUGCCCGCAGUUUCCAUUAUCUGCUUCUGAGUUUCACAGUAACAACCAAGUUCAACUUAAUGAUCACCAACAUAUACAAUCACUGAAGGAAAGGUGGAACUAGUAUUCUAUGAUACUCAACUACUCUAGUAAUCCAAGAUGGGAACAAUGACUGAUUUGAGAGACUAUGCUCAUAGAAGAGAGAUGAACUUAAUGGUCAGGAAGAAAACCUUAACUGUGUUCAAGUCCAUUAUUUUUAUCUUUCAAGUUAAUUUAUUUGGCUUAGUAAAGUGGUUCUGCAUGUUCAUUAGAAAUGAAUCCUGGAAAUUUGAGAAACAAAUUAGCUGUGCAACAAGCCAAUAAGAGAAUAUUUGUUAGUUGUAGAAAUCAUACAUAUGACAGCAACUCAGUUCUUAUGUAUAUUUGUGAUAUAGACUGCAAAAGCAUUUUCAACUUUGGUAAAUUUUGUAACACGAAUACGUGAAAUUGUUUUACAAUCUCACUACAAAAAAAUUAGUAUAGCAUUUUCGUGGUUCGUGAUAUGAUGAUAUCUAGAUAGUUGUAGUUUGACACGGCCUUGUUGGACCAAGCGAAGAAAACACAGAAAAGAAAGAGACCACUGGUUUUCCAGAUUUGAAGAACUUGCUCCAGUAACCCAGCUUCUAUGGGAGUUUAGCAGUGCAACUGCUACACAUAUCGAGUGCCCUUCUUUCGAACACUUGCAUGUGUACUGGCUUCCCUAAGUUUUCAGCAUCUAAUUUGUAUCUUUGGGACUAA
Messenger RNA from Argentina anserina (silverweed cinquefoil), 4680 nucleotides. RefSeq names its product probable disease resistance protein At4g27220. Bases 701 to 4027 code for a protein of 1108 amino acids. Gene Ontology annotation, biological process: signal transduction. Lineage: Eukaryota; Viridiplantae; Streptophyta; Magnoliopsida; Rosales; Rosaceae. The transcript is spliced from 3 exons. The record is from RefSeq and is a predicted model, not a curated record. Gene Ontology annotation, molecular function: protein binding; ADP binding.